Messenger RNA from Acanthoscelides obtectus, 741 nucleotides. The record is from the annotation of a GenBank genome assembly. Lineage: Eukaryota; Metazoa; Arthropoda; Insecta; Coleoptera; Chrysomelidae.
AUGCCCACGGAUAAUGAUCCCCCUGAUGGGGGAUCAACUGAUAUGGACAUCUCCUCCAUAGGAGGAGGCAGCAACAAUGGAGUAGACAGCCGUCAAGGACUUAUCCUGAAUACAAGCAUCUCAACCGACACUACGCCAGAUAAGUGCACUGUUUUUAAUUUGCAAAAACCUAAGCAAUAUUCAGAUUUUAUUUAUGUAUUUGUUGAGAAAAUAAAUACUGAAAAUAUUGGUACGCUACACCCAAUGGCCAUAGGCCAUAUAUUUCAUAAAAAACUCAACAUUCCAAACAUUGUCAACAUCGAAAAAGUAGGCCAAAUGCCCAAUACAGAAUUUCCUCCUCUCCCUCCAAAAGAACCCUCACACAGCCGAUCAGCAAACCCCUCACGGUCGCAAUCAACAAAUUCUUUUCAUACAGUCACGCAGCGAAUAGCUAGACCCCUAUCUCAGCAAGAAAAGCCAAACAAAAAACGAAAAGUUGUAUCCCCUAUUAAUGAUUCCCACAUUCCGCCCAUGUUCCCUUUUUCAUUUGGCCCCAGUAACCCCCUACCCCUUAGAGAAACAGACACAACAGAAAUCCCUGAUGAUAGGUUUCUGGAGGCCCUAUUCAAAACAUUACAACUUAUACUAAGUAAAGUAAAAUCAUUUGAGGAAUUGGCUAAUAUUGAUAUUACUUAUGUGAAGAAUAUCUAUAAAGAUAGCUAUCCUCCAAAUGAAGAGCCCAGUGACCAAGAUGAAUACUAA